This is a messenger RNA of Acinonyx jubatus (cheetah), 1386 nucleotides long. It is a transcript of the gene RPUSD3, whose product is annotated as RNA pseudouridine synthase D3. The record is from RefSeq and is a predicted model, not a curated record. The transcript is spliced from 9 exons. Gene Ontology annotation, biological process: pseudouridine synthesis. Gene Ontology annotation, molecular function: RNA binding; pseudouridine synthase activity. NCBI's taxonomy places the organism in Eukaryota, Metazoa, Chordata, Mammalia, Carnivora, Felidae. The coding region runs from base 16 to 1146 and encodes 376 amino acids.
GGCCCUUCUCCACACAUGCGCACUGUCCUUGCUCGGGAGAUGGGUGGCUACAAUGUUUUGGGCCGGAUCUGGGGUGUAUGGCGGCGGCGGCCAGGGGUCCGCGCAGUGCCCAAGGCCCCAGGCUUUGGCACCGAAGCCGGACAUCGGCUGCGACCCCGAGGCUCCAGCAAACGGUCGAGGCCCCUGGGGGGCCAGCCAUUCCCGGGGCUGCUGCAGCUAGAGAACCUCAGUCGGGAGGAGCUGGUUGAUGUGCUGAGGGCUGCAGUAGUGGACCAGAAAGGACCUCUAGUGACAUUGAAUAAGCCACCGGGUCUACCAGUGACAGGAAAACCAGGAGAGUUGACAUUGUUCUCAGUGCUGCCAGAGCUGAGCCAGUCCCUGGGGCUUGGGGAUCAGGAGCUCCAGGUUGUGCAAGCAUCUGGGAAAGAGACCUCUGGGCUUGUACUCCUCUCCAGUUGUCCUCAGACAGCCAGCCGCCUCCAAAAGUUCUUCAUCUAUUCACGGAGAGCCCAGAGGCCCACAGCCACCUACUGUGCUGUCACUGAUGGGAUCCCAGCUACUUCUGAGGGGAAGAUCCAAGCAGCUUUGAAACUGGAACACGUUGAUGGCGUUGAUCUUCAGCAGCGAGGGUCUGGGCUUAGGUGCCAGGUGUGUGUGAAGCUUGUUCAUUCUUGGGGGCUGACACCACAGGUAAUUCCAGUGAAGUCCCCAUCCCGAAAAGACUUCCAAGAAGGUGUCAAGAGGACCCUCAGCCACUUCCAUGUGGUGGCCAUGGGCUCUGGCUGUGCCUUGGUCCAACUGCAGCCACUGACAGUGUUCCCCAGUCAGCUCCAGGUACACAUGGUACUACAGCUCUGUCCUGUGCUCGGGGAUCACACAUACUCUGCCCGCGUGGGCACUGUCCUGGGUCAGCGCUUUCUACUGCCAGCAGAGAGCACCAAGCCCCAAAGACAGGUCCCGGAUGAAGCCCUCCUCAGACGCCUCUGCCUGACCCCCUCCCAGGCUGCCCAACUGCCCUUGCAUCUCCACCUGCAUUGUCUCCAUCUUCCAGGCAUGAGGCCCGGGGAGGCCCCCAUGAAGCUUCUGGCACCCUUGCCCUCUUAUUUCUCCAGGACCCUACAGUGCUUGGGGCUCCACCAACAAUAAUGCUCCUUCUGUUCCUUUUGUUUCUGCUGGAAAGCAGUGGGGAUGGGGUGGGAGAUGAACCUACGAUGAGGCCUGAGGAGAAUGAGGUCAGUACUCAACAUGCAGUAAGGCCUCGCUUUAAGAUCCUGGGCUCUGCAUUCGGACACACCUAAGAUCAAAGCCUGCCUAGGCCACCUGCUGCAUGGGUUAGGCAAAUGACUUCAUCUCUUUGGACGUGCAUUAAUAAAAGUACCUACCUCA